UAAAUCUCAGUCUCCUCGGCCGAUAUAUAUUUUUCUGGCUCUCUGCGAGUCUUCACCAAAGAGUGCGGCUGUGUUUGACAUUUCUGACGCUGACCGCCUGAUCAGCGUAGGUAAGCACCGGCGUACGGCGUUUGUUUAUGCCAAAUAUCUAGCUAGUCUCCAAACACAGGAGAGGGGAGAGAGAAAGAGAAGGUCCAGGCCAUGGUCUAGGCGUCUAGCUAGCUGCCUCUCCCUCUAUAUAUACAAGGCCAUGGCAAGGCUGGUGCUGGACUAAGAAGAAAGGGUUGGAACUUGGAAGGCCAGAGAAGCUAGAGAGGGGGGAGAGAGACGUUUUCCUUCCUCCAAGGAGAGGUACGUAGCUGGUCUUCUGUUAAAGCAGAUCGAGAUGAUCAAGGGAGACCAGAGGCAGCUUGGCGGCCAUGAUGAGAGGUUGCAAGACCAGAUGAGAGAUGAUCAUCGGGCCUCAGAUGGCAAUUUUUUCAAGUUCUUGCAAAACCAGUCAAGCACAAAAAAAGAGGCUCAAGAAGACAAGAUUGCGUCCACAAGGGCAGAGAUGGGCGAAGUGAGAAAAGAGAACGAGCGGCUGAAGACGUUGCUAUCACGGAUGGUGGAGGACCAUCGAUCCCUUCAGAAGCAAUUCGAUGUUCUCCACCAGCAAGGGCGAGGCAAGAACCCCGCCGUGGGCUCACCGGAGCAUACAUCACCCGCCGACGGCCCCGGGUUCAUCUCUUUGCGCCUCGGAACGAGCAGGCAGAACAUGGGAGAAGAGAUCAAGGGCAACACUAAUAAUCCGGAUGGCAAGGGCAUCUCUCUUGGACCUUCAUCAGCCCGCGGAGCUGUUGGUGCAAGAACUGAUGGAAGUGAGACGAAGGUGGGGCCGGAUGUGGUGACGUUGAGCCCUGGAGGCAGCUCCGAGGAGGACGCCACCACAGAGACAACCACAACAUCGGCGCCGAGCAAGGCGGCAAAGAUCCCGAGGAGCACCGGAGGAGUGGAGGCCGAGGAGGAGGUGGCCCAGCAGCCACUGGCCAAGAAGGCCCGGGUGUCCGUGAGGGCAAGAUGUGACACACCGACGAUGAACGAUGGGUGCCAGUGGAGGAAGUACGGGCAGAAGAUAUCCAAGGGGAACCCGUGCCCGCGCGCCUACUACCGCUGCACCGUCGCAGCAGGGUGCCCCGUCAGGAAGCAGGUGCAGAGAUGUGCCGAGGACAUGUCGAUCCUGAUCACCACCUACGAGGGUGCGCACAACCACCAACUCUCAGCCUCCGCGGCCGCCAUGGCAUCCACCACCUCGGCCGCGGCAUCCAUGCUCAUGUCAGGCUCCUCCACCUCGCUCGGCUUCCCCUCUAUCGCCUCCAGCCUCCACGGCCUCAGGUUCGGCCUCCCGGGAGCAUCCAGCGACGCCUCCUCCAACCAGUUGGGCGGCCGACCGUUCUUCCUCCCGGCCGCCACCGGCGCGUCCAUCAGCGCCACCCCGUCGUACCCCACCAUCACCCUCGACCUCACGUCGCAGGCCGCCUCACAGCAGGCCUUCUCUCUCAGCAACAACAACAGGUUCUCCUCCAGCUUCACCGGAUCUCACGGCCACAGCAGCAGCACUGGUGGUAGGUACCCUUCCACGAGCUUCUCCUUCUCCGGCUCCGGCGCCAGCAGCCUGCCCGGCGCCACCGCGUGGCCUGCCGGCGUUGGAUCGUAUCUGAGCUACGGAUCCUCGUCCGGCGCGCCAUACAACGGUGCCGGCAAGAGCUCGUUUGAGGCCGCGUUGAGCGGCAUCAAUGGAAGGCAACAAGGCUCGAUGGCGUCACUCUACCAGCCGGCGCAGGUGCAGCAGAUGGCGGCCCAGUUGAGCGGCGGCAACACGGGCAGGGCGGCGCCGAUCGUGCUCACCGACACGAUCGCCAAGGCGAUCACGUCGGACCCGGGCUUCCACACGGCGCUCGCGGCCGCCAUCACGUCGUACGUCGGCAAGCCGGCUGCAGGGAGCGGCAAGGGGCUCGAAUGGGGGGAGCACCUCGGGCUGGGGCCGUCCAGUGCUGCGGCUGCGGCUGCGGCGUGCUCGUCGUCAGUGCUGGCACGGUCGUCGUCGACGGCGGCGGCACAGAGCGGUUCUCCGAACGGCAAGAUGUCAUUCUUGCACGCGUCGCUGGCACUGUCGAGCUCCUCGAGUGCUACUCCUUCGACGUCUCCUGUGAAGAAAAGGGAGCACAUUAAUUAGUUAGCUGAAGGUUCUGAACUGUGUUUGUGGAUUAAUUUGGUCAUUUGGUGUACAUAUAUAUACUGACUGUAGCAUAAUUGCGGGAAAUGUGUCGAUGGGUUUAUCAUUCACA
This is a messenger RNA of Hordeum vulgare subsp. vulgare (domesticated barley), 2327 nucleotides long. Its product is annotated as WRKY transcription factor 72B-like. Gene Ontology annotation, biological process: regulation of DNA-templated transcription. The record is from RefSeq and is a predicted model, not a curated record. Lineage: Eukaryota; Viridiplantae; Streptophyta; Magnoliopsida; Poales; Poaceae. Gene Ontology annotation, molecular function: DNA-binding transcription factor activity; sequence-specific DNA binding. The transcript has 5 exons. The coding region runs from base 386 to 2215 and encodes 609 amino acids.